Molecule: messenger RNA, 447 nt
Organism: Sphenostylis stenocarpa
Lineage: Eukaryota; Viridiplantae; Streptophyta; Magnoliopsida; Fabales; Fabaceae
Source: the annotation of a GenBank genome assembly
AUGGAGCAGAAAGUGGAAGAAACGAAAAACGCAGUGAGAAUCUUCAUCGGAGGAUUGGGGGAGGCAGUGAGCGCCGAAGACCUUCGAAGCUUAUUCUCCUCUCUUGGUAGCGUCCAAGCCGUCCAAACCAUCCGAACCAAAGGUCGCAGUUUCGCCUACCUCGACUUCCUUUCCGACCCUAAAUCCCUUUCCAAGCUCUUCAGCAAGUAUAAUGGGUGUCUGUGGAAGGGUGGAAGGCUGAGACUGGAAAAGGCCAAAGAAGAUUAUCUCACGCAGUUGAAGAGAGAAUGGGAGCAAGUCGCUCUUGAUGAAGCUACUCAACCAGCCCCCGCUUCUCCUAAGGAAAUGCCCUACACCACCACAAUCCCUUCCAAGUCAAAUACCAAACACCUCAAUAUUUUCUUUCCCAGAUUGAGAAAGGUAACCUGUUUAGGUGCUUGUUUUUAG